AUGAAACGAGUGUAUUUUGCUCACGAUCGGUUUGGACGUAGGAGUCUGCUGUACAGAAGGUGGGGAGGGGACAAUGGGGUGGACAUAGUUGCGAAUCUAGCGGGGACGGAGGUGACGUCGACAUCAUUUUCAGAGAGUGACUUGACUCGCUUUGUGUUGAGCAAUGUGGCGAUCGGAGAGAAUGAUGGAGACUUGUCGAAAUAUCAGGAAUUACCUGCGUCUGGUGUCUACGUGCUGGAUCUGGCAGCCUGUCAGUCGAAUACUGAAGGGAAACCAUCGUACAGAAUGGAAUUCCAUCCGUACUCUCCCAUCGUCCGAACACCCACGGUACCCACGGAGACAUCAGACUACGUCUUGGAUCGUUUCGGUGCUAGACUUCCUUGUCCAGAACUAAUCGCUCAACAGGAUGCAGAGACGCUGCAAUCCUCUGCAUGUGCGCUCUUACUAGCGCUCAGCAAUGCUGUUGGUGUCCGAGUACGGUCCAUUCCAUCGACAUCUACUAUAGAUGGGAUGUCUUCAGUUCGAGUGGCCGUGCUCUUCUCGGGAGGACUGGAUUCCGUGGUUCUCGCAGCAUUGAGCCACUUUCAUGCUCCCAAAAGCGAACCUAUUGACCUGCUGACAGUCUGCUUCGAUGAGACUUCGGGAUUUGCCUCACCCGAUCGUCGUGCGGCUGAGUUAGCGCACGCUGAACUUUGCUCUUUAUUCCCAGAUCGUCAGUGGAAUCUGGUCAAAAUAAAUGUGUCACGGACAGAGCUCUCGAGUACGCAACACGAGGUGCUGGCGCUCAUGGCGCCUUGUGAUACUCACAUGGAUUUCAACAUCGGCGCAGCGUUUUGGUUUCUUUCACGUGGUCAGGGAGAGUUGAAAAAAUCUAAAACCACAGAUAACGCGACGUUAGAAGAACUGAAUGCGUUUUUGAAUCCUCAGAGAGCUGAUCUUCGUGAGUUAGAGACGGAGGUUGCAGCUCUUGGACUGUUUGAUCAGACUACCAACGACACCCUGUGCCCAGUAUACCGCUGCGGUCGUAAGCGGAAGAGUGGAUGUGUACUUGGUGUAUGUAAGAGCUGCUGCUUCAAGAUACAACGAGCUGUGGAUAAAAUAAUCCCUCGUGACAUUGGCGAGGGUGUUGACCAGAGAGAAGCCCAGGGUUGUCGUGCCAAGUUGGUGUCCAUGGGCUUUCAGUCCGAAGCUCAUAUUGAUCUUCUAUUGAAUCUACUAGAGACCAAGCGUGAAGAAAAAGACCCGAUAGUUGGUACUAUUGCGCUGCAAAAUCGCUGCUGUCGGGUGCAUCGCAUCAAGCAGGAUCAAGUGAACCAGCUCUCCAAUUCGGCUCCAACUUCGGCAGUUAAUGGUAAAUCUACGUCAUCGUACGAGUAUCAGACUAGCACGAGAGUGGUGCUGGUGGGUAUUGGCGCAGACGAGCAACUCGCAGGCUACGGACGUCACCGCACAACGCUGAUCAAUGGAGGAGAAGCAGCGCUGCGAGCUGAACUUCAAAUGGAUCUGGGUCGGAUCUGGAAGCGUAAUCUUGGACGUGACGAUCGCUGUAUUGCUGCACACGGACGAGAAGCUCGCUUCCCAUUCCUUGACGAGCACGUGGUGUCGACUAUUGCCACAUUUCCAGUCUCCAGUCUCUGUGAUGCUGAACUGCCUCGUGGUGUUGGGGACAAACGCGCAUUGCGUCUUGUAGCUAGGACUCUUGGACUUAGAAGUUGCGCUGGACUAGCGAAGCGGGCUAUCCAGUUCGGAUCCCGGAUCGCUAAGGUUUCGAACAACGGCAGCAAUCGCCAAACACAAGGGAUGAACAAGUUUUCGAGCGUGGAAUAAGGAACUUGGGGGGUUCGAAGUGAGGAUGGCAAAUUCAAUUUGAGUCUCCUGCUUUAAGGAAUAGUUGACGAAAUUUAGCAGAAUGGUCUUGAGUUAUCAAGUAAUACAACUAGACUUAUCUG
Molecule: messenger RNA, 1949 nt
Organism: Phytophthora nicotianae INRA-310
Lineage: Eukaryota; Oomycota; Peronosporomycetes; Peronosporales; Peronosporaceae
Exons: 1
Coding region: 1-1827 (608 amino acids)
Molecular function (GO): asparagine synthase (glutamine-hydrolyzing) activity
Source: RefSeq, a predicted model, not a curated record